UGGUCAAAAGUUUUAUUUUUCUUUCCUUUUUGUUUAAAACAAGAAAAUCUUGAUGCCCAAUCUUUUGUUCUUGAUGUUUGAGAUUCAUGUCUCCAAUUCUCAGUGAAAUCUUCCUUUCUGGGUUGAUGAUCAAUUCCACAUCCAUCCGCAGGACCCAACUCGUUCAAUCUUUCUCAGUUGUUUUCCUCUACUGGUUGUACUACGUUUCGUGAUUCUUCUUCUUCCCCCUCAAAAUAUAUAAUAAAUAAAUAAAGUUACUACUAGUCUACUGCCAUUAAUCUAUCUUUUUUUUAGGUAUUUAUUGUUAUUAUUAGAAUAAAUUUGUAUUUUCUCUUGAUAAAAUUCCAUGGCUUCCUCGAGCGGAACAUCAUCCGGUUCACUCACCACGAACUCGGGGUCGGAGGGCGAUUUACAGGCAUUAAUGAACGAAAGAAAAAGAAAGAGAAUGAUAUCGAACAGGGAAUCGGCACGGCGGUCGAGGAUGAGGAAAAAGAAGCAUCUCGACGAUCUUCAAGCUCAAGUGACUCAGCUCCGAAACGACAACCAGCAGAUCCUGACUCAGUUGGACAUCACCACACAGCGUUACUUGAACGUCGAGACCCAGAACUCGGUGCUCCGAGCUCAGGCCAACGAGCUGGGCCACCGGUUACAGUCCCUGAACGAGAUCAUCGGAUUCAUCAACGGCGGCGGUACUAACUCCGAUGCCGAUGGGUUUGGUUUCACUGAGUCGGCUGACAGCUUCUUCAACCCAUUGAAUCACUUGAAUCAGCCGAUCAUGGCAUCGGCGGAUAAUGUGUUUGAGUAUUGAAAAUCUGCACGAGAGGGCCAAUUUGAAAGAGAGGAUGGAUUAUUAUUAUCAGUAGGAGUAGUUAGAAAUAAGGUUAUGUGUCGGCACAAAGAGCAGUUGUUGUCGUGCUUAGUGUUGGGUCUUUUUAGUUUGUAAAAUGGGGUUUAAUGGUUUCAACUUAUGCAAUGCCACAGCAAAAUCCCUUAUUUAAUGUACUUGGGGUGUUUUCUUUAU
Messenger RNA from Hibiscus syriacus, 1021 nucleotides. Its product is annotated as bZIP transcription factor 11-like. Gene Ontology annotation, biological process: positive regulation of DNA-templated transcription. The transcript is spliced from 3 exons. The record is from RefSeq and is a predicted model, not a curated record. Gene Ontology annotation, molecular function: transcription cis-regulatory region binding; DNA-binding transcription factor activity. The coding region runs from base 347 to 808 and encodes 153 amino acids. NCBI's taxonomy places the organism in Eukaryota, Viridiplantae, Streptophyta, Magnoliopsida, Malvales, Malvaceae. Gene Ontology annotation, cellular component: nucleus.